AUGGCGUGGAGGGUGGUAGCGGUGAUAACGUGCGCGACGUCGUGGACGUGGGCGACGGUGUCGGCGAACGCCGUGACGUUGAUCGGCGCCGGCGCGUCCUUUCCGGCGAGCGUGUACGGAGAGGCGAUGAGCGCGUACGCGCAGGCGACGGCGAACGUGACGGUGACGUAUAACUCAUUUGGAAGUGGAAGUGGAUUGUGUCGAAUACAAAACGCCAGCGUAGAUUUCGCGUGCAGUGACGCGUUGUUGAAUGAUACGGCGUACGCGGCGUACCCCGAUUUACAGAUGUACCCCGUCAUCGCAGGAGCGGUGGCGUUGGUGUACAAUCUCCCAGACUCUACGUAUAGCGGCACGGCGACGGUGCUUAAAUUCCUUAAAUUCGACGCCAACGCCUUGUUGGGGGUGUUUUUGGGAAAUAUCACGCGUUGGAACGACGCCGCGAUAACGGCGUUGAAUCCGACGAUGACGCUUCCGAACGAGUUGAUCAAAAUAGUGGUGCGUCAAGACAGUUCUGGGACGACGGAGGCUUGGACAAGUGCUUUAUCGACGAUGAAUGCAUCUUUUGCGAGCGGGGUGGGGACGUCAAAGCUACCCGACUGGUCCGCGGUGUUGUCGAGUUACGUGACGAGAUCUCAAGGGAUCGGUGUCACGUCCUACGUCAAGGCGACGAAUUACUCGUUGGGCUAU
Ostreococcus lucimarinus CCE9901 is the source of this 687-nucleotide messenger RNA. Its product is annotated as ABC(binding protein) family transporter: phosphate. NCBI's taxonomy places the organism in Eukaryota, Viridiplantae, Chlorophyta, Mamiellophyceae, Mamiellales, Bathycoccaceae. The transcript is spliced from 2 exons. The annotation marks the transcript as partial. The record is from RefSeq and is a predicted model, not a curated record.